Culicoides brevitarsis is the source of this 1118-nucleotide messenger RNA. Its product is annotated as ribonuclease H2 subunit B. Gene Ontology annotation, cellular component: nucleoplasm; ribonuclease H2 complex. Gene Ontology annotation, biological process: RNA catabolic process. The record is from RefSeq and is a predicted model, not a curated record. NCBI's taxonomy places the organism in Eukaryota, Metazoa, Arthropoda, Insecta, Diptera, Ceratopogonidae. The coding region runs from base 79 to 924 and encodes 281 amino acids. The transcript is spliced from 3 exons.
AAAAAGGUAAACAAAUUAGCGCGAAAUCACUUUUUUAAAACAAAUUUUAUAGAAUUUUAAUCAAUUUACCAUAAAAUCAUGGAUCACAAAUUCGACACAAAAAUAUUUGUUAUAGAUGAAUCCCUACAAGGACAGAAAUUCGAGUCUCUCACGCUGCGACAUCCCGGAACCGCAAAACCAGCUCAAUUCUUGCUGUCCGACAACAAACUCUACGAAAUCAUGACCUUCAAUGAGAAAAAUCGAAGUUGGUUCAUUGAUGACUCCGUUGCCUCCAAUGGUCUCAUUUACAUGCCGAUGCCAUUUGAUCCACUUUACAUUGCCAUCAGUUAUCUCAUGAAUUGCGAUUCAAAGAAAGUCGAGCCUUUGGAUUACGUACUCGUCGACGAGGAAUUUCCAGAAACGAAAAAAUUGAUGUCUUUGAUCGAUAUGAAAGCUUUGAGCAAAGUUGCGGAACAAGUUGGGCCGGAAGACUUGAAUGCCUUCAAAUAUAACGAAGAAAAAGUCCUUGAAUGGCUCAAGAAGAAAUGUCUCAUUGUCGUUGAAGCACUCAAGAAAUCCAAUGUUCGCACGGGACAAAAUGUCACGUCACAAACUUUUGUAAAUGUCACUGAUACCGUGGAUGAAAACUCUUACCUUUCAACUGCUCAUGGAAUCGUCUCAGAAUAUAUAACAUCCGACCUAAGCACUAAAUUAGCCACUUUCAUGAACAUUCAGCUGGAAUCAAAAUCAAAUAAUGGCACGAAACGAAAAUCUCUCGUUGAUCUCGAGAACAGUAUAAACAAAAAAUCCAGAUUAGAAGAAGACAUAAAAUUAGAAAAAAUUCCGGAAACAAAAGACGACAAAAAGGCAAAACAGAAAAACGAAAAAUUAGCCAAAGCAGCAACUGGCAGCAAAAAUAUCAUGUCGUUCUUUACAAAAAAAUAAAUUAAAAAAAACACAAUUUUUGAAUAUUUAAAUAUUUUUCAUCAAGUUUUUUUUUCAAUUUUAUUUUUAGUACAACUAGAUAAUUAUUAAAUAUUUUUUUUUUGUUUUAAUUUAAAUGUCUUAGUGUUCUUGCUAUUUUUUCUUGUUGAGUAAAUAAUUUAUAUUAAUAUCAAGUACUGGAAUAAUAUCAAAUU